AUAUAGACUCAUAGUUAUUCUCUCUAGUACUCUAUACCUCCAUUUAUUACCUUUGUCUUUUGCAACCAUUCCUUCCUUCUCCAUCCACUCAUAAUGCUCUUUCUGUUUACCCUCCUACCUCUCUUCUACUAGCUAUCACCUUUUUCCACUAACUUAUAUCACCUUUCACAUCUCUCUCUCACUAUCACUCCUCUUAAUUCCCCCUCUUCUAAUUAGGGUUUCUUCUUAGAGGUGAUUCUCCUCACCUUAGACUACUUUCUCUUGUGAGAGGAAAAAGAGGAUCAACUUCUCAAGGAUCUCCAUCUAGGGAUAUAAAAGGGAAUUAAUAUAAAUCAAUAAAAAUGGCAUCAUCAUCAUCAUCCAGCUCUUAUAAUUCACCAUGUGCUGCCUGCAAAUUCUUGAGGAGAAAAUGCAUGCCAGGAUGCAUCUUUGCACCUUACUUUCCACCAGAAGAGCCUCAAAAAUUUGCAAAUGUUCACAAAAUAUUUGGUGCUAGCAAUGUCACAAAGCUUCUCAACGAACUCCUCCCUCAACAAAGAGAAGAUGCAGUGAACUCACUUGCUUAUGAAGCAGAAGCAAGAGUGAGGGACCCAGUUUAUGGCUGUGUAGGUGCUAUAUCUUUCCUCCAAAAACAAGUUCAGAAGCUUCAAAAGGAACUUGAUGCUGCUAACACUGAUCUUCUUCGCUAUUCCCUUACCGAUCAUAUCCCUGCUGCGCCAACGUCUCUUUCUAUGCCUCCAGGAGUUGUAUCAGUUCAACAAAUGCCACAAAGAUCACAGUUAAGUGCAAGAGAUGAAGGAGGUGGUUUUUUUGGACAAUCUCCUAAUAUUGCUAAUUAUUCUUUUCCAUAUUCUCUUCCUUGGACUGAUACAUCCUCUGAGGAUAUGAGUGAGGGUGGAGGAGGAGGAGGAGGAGGAAACCUUUUGUGAGUUGAGUUUAGUAAUGUAUAAGUAUAAUAACCCAUCUAGGGUUUAUACUUUUUGAGACAUGGCCUGCAAUAUUCUUAUGGUGUGAUGAUAUUAUAUAUGCCUCUAUUAUGGACUUUGGCUAUAAAUAUGUAGCCUUGAUUAUUGGACUCUUUUAUCUUGGUGAUUGAAGAGGUAUUUGUUUCUUUAAAUUAAAUAAAGUUUAUUUAUUUGUUAGUUGAUAAAGAUUCAACUCAGAUCUCACAAAGUUUGAGUUUAGAUUUGAUUGCAGAUGUAAAAUUUUGUUGGUGAGUA
This is a messenger RNA of Trifolium pratense (red clover), 1220 nucleotides long. Its product is annotated as protein LATERAL ORGAN BOUNDARIES. The record is from RefSeq and is a predicted model, not a curated record. Lineage: Eukaryota; Viridiplantae; Streptophyta; Magnoliopsida; Fabales; Fabaceae. The transcript has 2 exons. Bases 342 to 929 code for a protein of 195 amino acids.